AUGCUUAAAAAUAACCGUUCUGGAGCGCCUGCUGAAGUGGAACAGCAGCUACUGGACAGUGACACGUUCAGGGGUGAUGCCUUCCAAAGGUCAUACCAGUACAUCAGCAGAUACCAGCGAAAGGCCAAUCUCGACAGCUUCUGUUUCACCCCUGGGAAGAUUGAAGGGACCCAGGAAGAGUGUCUGAGUCUCUUGUUGGAGUCCUGCGGGAGAAAGAACCCUUCCUGGACUGAGCUCAGCAACUUCACACGCUUCCUAAACCUCCAGCUGAAGAAGUGUGAAAACUCAGUGUUCUGCAGCAUCGAUUUAGUGCAAGAGGGAUUUCAGGGGUUCAAGGCAUUUGUGAUAAAAUUUAUGAUCACCAUGUCCAAGGACUUUGCGUUGCCUUCCCUAGCCAUGGCAGAUGAAAGCUCACCCAGUGAAGAGGAGAAAAUGGACGAGGAUAGUGUAUUGAGAGGGUACCAGUUAAGACGCAAGUGGGAGCAAGAGUCGCACCCCUACAUAAUUUUCCAUGCUGACAACCACUCCAUGGAGUUCUUGGGUUUCCAUAUCAAUCGGAGUUUUGAUGCUGUCGAUGCACAUUCACAGGCUAUUUUAGAAGAGAAGGUUAUUGAUCGACAUUUAUAUCGCACCCUUGAGGCUCAGAAAGUCCCUUUUAAUAAAAAGUUUGAAGAUCUGUCCAGAGAAGAGCAGCUAGAAACUCUCUGCAGCGUAUUCGGUGUGAGAAGCUCCCAAGACCCAGAUGAAUCCUACCAGCUGACCCUGGACAAUACCAUGAAAAUGCUGGCCAUUCACCUGAGGUUCCAGUGUGGGAUCCCCGUGAUCGUCAUGGGCGAAACAGGCUGUGGGAAGACCAAGUUGGUGCAGUUUAUGUGCAGCUUGCAAAGAGCAGGAAGGGAUGUUCAGAAUAUGAUGCUGGUGCGCGUUCAUGGAGGCACCAGCUCCAAAAUCAUCCACCAGAAAGUCAAGGAAGCCAUCGAGCUGGCACGCGUCAAUGAAGAGAGGCACAACAUGGACACGGUGCUGUUCUUUGAUGAAGCCAACACCACCGAAGCCGUGUUUGCAAUUAAAGAGGUCCUGUGUGACCAGAGUGUGAAUGGAGAGCCAAUCUCCACCACGCGCUUAAAAGUGGUGGCUGCUUGCAACCCUUACAAAAGGCACACCAAGGAAACCAUUGAGAAGCUAGAGAAAGCCGGCUUGGGGUACAGAGUUCGGAGUGAAGACACCCUAGAAAAGCUGGGCUUCAUCCCUUUGAGGCAGCUGGUGUAUCGGGUGCAGCCUCUUCCACCGAGCAUGUUGCCUCUUGUCUGGGACUUCGGGGAACUAAAUGAAAAGACUCAGAGUCUGUACAUCAGACAGAUUGUUAAAUCCAUCGUGGAAGACAAGCUUCCCAAAGAGAACAUGGAUGUUUUUACCUCCGUCAUUUCCACCUCCCAGAAGUUUUUAAGAGAAAAGAAAGAGGAAUGCAGAAUCGCCAGUCUCCGGGACAUAGAGCGCUGCAUGGGGGUGCUGCUGUGGUUUUAUAACUUAAGCGACCUGCUUUUUCCUCUUAUCGACAAAAAAAAGAGUGAGGCUCAACAGUCAAAGAACUGUGACCCAUCUAUUCAUGCGCUUGCAAAGGGGUGUGAGAAAGAUCAGAUAUUUGCAUUAAAUGAAGCACAAAGAUCUCUGCUUCUUGCAGUUGGAGUUUGCUACUAUGUAUCUCUCGAGAGUCGCCAAGAUUAUCUGAAAGAGAUAGCGAAAUGCUUCUCUGUGCCCGAAUCCCUGCUUCAGCUAGAGAUUGUACUUUGCCAAGAGGUGUUCUUGGAUAACCUCUCUGUUCCCAAGACAACAGCACGGAAUGAUGCCCUAAGGGAAAACAUCUUCAUGAUGGUCAUAUGCAUGGACCUGAGAGUGCCGCUGUUCCUUGUAGGGAAGCCAGGUAGCUCCAAAUCCUUGUCUAAGACCAUAGCUGCUGAUGCAAUGCAGGGCAGAAUGUCUAAAACAGAAUUGUUCAAACGGUGCAAGCAGAUCCAGCUGGUGUCAUUCCAGUGCAGCCCUCAUUCCAAGCCUGAAGGAAUCAUCUCCACUUUCAAACAAUGUGCACAGUUCCAAAGGGGCCAGAAACUGGAGGAGUUUGCCUCUGUGGUUAUCCUGGAUGAGAUAGGCCUUGCAGAAGACUCACCUGAGAUGCCCCUGAAGACACUGCACCCUCUUCUUGAAGAUGGUUGCGUUGAUGAUGAAGUCCCAGAACCAUACAAAAAAGUUGGUUUUGUUGGCAUUUCGAACUGGGCCCUGGACCCUGCUAAAAUGAACCGGGGCCUCCUUGUGUUCCGGACCGAUCUCAACAAAGACGAGCUGGUGAAGACGGCCAAGGGAAUCUGUGCUGACGAGACGCAUGUUACCGAGAUUGAGCAUUUGUUCCCCUCCCUGGCUGACUUCUAUUGUGAGGUGUUAAAGAAACAGCCCAUGGAAUUUUUUGGGCUCCGUGACUUCUACAGCCUCAUCAAAAUGAUACUGUUCUACGCCAAGGGCAGAAAAAGCAUCUCUGAAGAAGAUCAGCUCAUUGCAAAAGCAAUUCCGAGAAACUUUGGAGGUUUAAAAGAUCUUGAUCCUUUAGAGCUGUUCAGAAAGAACUCACCCACAUGUCUGCCUUCCAAGUUAAAAACCAACCAUCCAGUUCAUUUGUUACAGGAAAAUUUAAACAAGAAACAGACCGGGUUUGUAUCUAGAUACUUGUUGCUGUUAACAACAAACCACGCGGCUUUCCAGAUCAUACAGAUGACCGAACUCAUGGACAUAGAGAACUGUGAUAUUAUAUUUGGCUCGGGAUUCCCACGGGACCAAGAAUAUUCACAGGUGUGCCGGUCUGUUAACAGAGUGAAAAUCUGCAUGGAGACAGGCAGGCCCGUCAUUCUCUUAAACAUUCACAACCUGUAUGAAAGCCUUUACGAUGCGCUGAACCAGUGCUUCGUCAGGUUAGGAGGGAACUAUUAUGUCGAUCUUGGCCUUGGCACUCACAGAGUUAAAUGCCGCGUGAAGGAGGAGUUUAGGUUGAUUGUGAUUGAGGAGAAAAACGUGGUUUACACGCAGUUCCCCACCCCGCUGUUGAACAGGCUGGAGAAGCACUGCUUGGAGAUGAACACCAUUCUGGACUGGCAGCAGGAGAAGCUGGUGAAGCUGAUGAAUGAAUGGGCCAAGUCGUUCGUCACCAUCAAGAACACAGACUUCUGCUGCACGAGGCCAGCAGACCUGGCUCCCCAGGAACGUGAUGUUUUCAUUGGUUUCAGCGAUGACACUUCUGCCACUGUUGUUCUGCAGUGCUCUCCGAGUGGUUUUCAGAGGAUCUGUCUGUCCGAUGAAGAGGCAGUCCUCUCAGCUUCUAAAAGCAAACUCAUCGAGUGUGCAUCCCCUGAUUCCAUCCUGCGCCUCAAAUAUUCUCCGCUGGAGGAUGUGGAGCAGAUUCAGGACCUGUAUUUUGGAAAGCAGAAGCACAAUGGCCUGAUUGACAUUCUGUGGGGGGCAGUGAAUCAAGAGUCAAAUGCAGAUGGCACCAAUGGACUGUGCCUGGAGGUGAGAUGUUUUAUUUCAGUGUUGUUAUAA
Messenger RNA from Mauremys mutica (yellowpond turtle), 3582 nucleotides. RefSeq names its product E3 ubiquitin-protein ligase rnf213-alpha-like. Gene Ontology annotation, molecular function: ATP hydrolysis activity; ubiquitin-protein transferase activity. The record is from RefSeq and is a predicted model, not a curated record. Gene Ontology annotation, biological process: sprouting angiogenesis; ubiquitin-dependent protein catabolic process; negative regulation of non-canonical Wnt signaling pathway. The transcript has a single exon. NCBI's taxonomy places the organism in Eukaryota, Metazoa, Chordata, Testudines, Geoemydidae. Gene Ontology annotation, cellular component: nucleolus; cytosol; membrane. Bases 1 to 3582 code for a protein of 1193 amino acids.